AUGCGGAUCUUGUCUGAUGGUCGGAUGGACGUGAACGGUAGAUAUGGGAAACACAAGCUGACGCCAUUGAUGGUGACAGCAUUCUAUGGACACAGAGAAGUGUAUACCUUACUUGUAAAUAAAGGGGCUGAUGUUUCUGUACUGGACAACAUCGGCUGCAACAUCCUUCAUGCGGCAUCUGAGGGAGGACAUGUGAAUAUGGCUGUUCGACAGGUGCGUCGAGAUUUAGAUAUCGCUCAGGUUCCAACAGUCCCUAAACCACUUCCUGCAGCUAAACGACUGUCUCAGUUUGUUACAAUUUCUGAUGUUGUGUCUUCUCCAGUCAUGGUGACUGCCAGUACUCAGACUGAAACUCUGGAAGUUGAAUCAGAGGGAAACAAGCAGCAGUACCUGACCCAGCCUCACACUAACAUUCUCAGUUCCACCAUGGAUGGUAACCUGUGUGGAGUCCAACUCAUCCUGCUCGAGGCCCAGGCAGUCAUCAACACCAGAGGUCUGAACAGGAGGACCCCAGUGAUGCUUGCAGCAGGGAGAGCAGACAAAGACAUGUUUGACUUACUUGUGAGGGAAGGAGCGGAUCUAUCUCUCCUGGAUAAGGACAGAAAAACGAUUCUACACAUUGCCUGUGAAGGAGGAAACAUAGGUAUAGUGAACUAUAUCCUCACAAAGGAUAUUGUUGACAUCGACAGCAGAGACAAGUUGUUGCAGUCAACAGCUAUGAAAGCAGCCCUCACUGGCAACAAAGACGUGUUUGAGUUACUUGUGAGGAAAGGAACUGAUCUGUCAUUUGUGGAUUCAGAACUAAACACAAUAUUACAUCUGGCUUGUUCAGGGGGGAGUAUUGAGAUAGUUAAUCAUGUCUUUACAGAAAAACACGUGGACGUAAACAGUAGAAACGCGGACGACUGCACACCGAUACUGAAUGCGGCAACCAAGGGACACAAAGAUGUCUUUGACCUACUGGUGAACAAAGGAGCUAAUAUGGCCCUUCUGGAUGUUGCAGAUAGAAAUGUUCUUCACGCAGCCUGUGAAGGAGGUAAUGUUGAAAUAGUUCAGUAUAUUCUUAGGCAGAAUGUUACACCCAUUAACGCCAAGGCCACUAUUGGGGUUACGGCAGUGUUAGUAGCUGCACAUAAUGGACAUGGGGAAGUGUUUGACCUGCUUGUUGCGAAAGGAGCAGACCUGAUUAUACAGACUGAAGAUGGUGACAACAUCCUACAUGAGGCUUGUAGAGGAGGAAGCAUGAAGCUGGUGACGUAUGUCCUCAAUCAGAACAUUGUGGACAUCAACAGUAGAGGAAACAUUGGAAUGACACCAGCAAUGACAGCAGCAUCCAUGGGACACAAAGAUAUAUUCGUCUUACUGCAGGAGAAAAGAGCUGAUCUAUCGCUAUUCGAUAGAGCUAAAAACAAUAUUCUCCACAUGGCCUGUAAAGGCGGUAAUGUUGAGCUAGUUAGUUAUGUUCUAACAAAGAACAUUGUGGACAUCAAUAGUAGGAACAUGGUUGGGGUCACGCCAGCAUUGGUAGCAGCCGACAGUGGCCACAAAGAGGUGUUACAUCUGCUCAUGAAUACAGGAGCUGAUCUGAACGCCGUUGAUGAUUCAAGAGCAGACAUUCUUUAUUUUGCAUUUUCGUCCAGAGACAGGGAGACUAUCAAAUUUAUCCUUACACAUAGCACUGUCAACAUCAACGAUGUAUACGACCAACUUCUUACACCAGCAUUACUGUCAGCAUUGUUCGGGGACAGAGAUGUAUUUGAUUUAGUUGUGAGUAAAGGAGCUGAUCUGUCAAGUGUAGAUUUUGGCGGUAACGACAUUAUUCAGAAGGCGUGUGCUGGAGGAAAUCUGGACAUUGUGAAGUACGUCCUAACGGUAAACACCAUUGUACGACGCAUUAACAGGACAGGAGAGUUUGGCACACCUGUGAUGUUUGCGGCAAGUUUGGGUUACAAAGAUGUGUUUGAUUUACUGGUGAAGAAAGGUGCUGAUUUGACACAAAGACGUAAAGAUCGCGACACUAUCCUUCAUUUGGCAUGUAGAGUCAACAUUCAGAUAGUGAGGUACCUGGUUUCCCGCAACAUUGUGGAUAUCAACGUUAGAGGAAACAAAGGAAGGACCCCAGCUUUUGUUGCUGCAGGAUUUGGGAAUAUACGUAUAUUUGAGGAACUUGUGAAGAAAGGAGCUGAUCCGACAGUGACGGAUAUAUAUGGGAACACCAUCCUUCAUCAUGCAACUUCGGAAAACAGGGUGGAAAUGGUGAAAUACAUCAUUUCACAUGCGAGUGUAGAAAUUGCCUUAAAAACCAAACAGGGGUUAACUGCUGCUCUGAUAGCAAAGCAACACGGGUUCACUGCAGUGUAUAAUGUGUUCCAGUCACAUGCCUCUCUUUAA
Haliotis rufescens (red abalone) is the source of this 2391-nucleotide messenger RNA. RefSeq names its product putative ankyrin repeat protein RF_0381. The transcript has 3 exons. The record is from RefSeq and is a predicted model, not a curated record. The coding region runs from base 1 to 2391 and encodes 796 amino acids. Gene Ontology annotation, cellular component: cytoplasm. Lineage: Eukaryota; Metazoa; Mollusca; Gastropoda; Lepetellida; Haliotidae. Gene Ontology annotation, molecular function: protein binding.